Punctularia strigosozonata HHB-11173 SS5 is the source of this 537-nucleotide messenger RNA. RefSeq lists its product as uncharacterized. The record is from RefSeq and is a predicted model, not a curated record. Lineage: Eukaryota; Fungi; Basidiomycota; Agaricomycetes; Corticiales; Punctulariaceae. The transcript has 4 exons. Bases 1 to 537 code for a protein of 178 amino acids.
AUGGUUCGCCUUACCUUGUUCGCUCUUGCCACCUCGGCUCUCGCCAUCCUCUCCGGCGCUCGUCCAAUCAACCGCGCUUCGGUUGCUCUUACGCGCCGUGCCGCUUUCGUCGAGCAAAGCUACGCCGACUUCCAGAUCUCUGACGGUGUGGCCGGAAACGCCCAGGCGGAGGCCAACGCCGUUUUCGUUGACCCCUUCGACGGCGUCGACCUCAGCACCGUCGACUCCGCCACUUUGGACGCGAUUAACACCAUGCGUGAGGCCGCCGAGUCGGCCGAGACGGAUCAGUUUGACCCCCAGAUCGCCGCGACCAGCGGUGCCGACGCCGACGCGCUCCAGGUCGGCAAGAUCAAGAACAAGGUGUUGAAGCUCACUGGCGAGGUCCAGGGUAUCAACAUCAAGAUUGCUCAAGCGAAGGCCAAGGGCGAGGACACCUCUGACUUGGAGAGCUCCCUGUCGGAGGAGCAGACCAAGCUCACCACCAACAUCAAGACCGAUGUGGCUUCGGCUGGUCAGCCGUCGAAGGGCGUUGCAUAA